Molecule: messenger RNA, 639 nt
Organism: Aspergillus puulaauensis
Lineage: Eukaryota; Fungi; Ascomycota; Eurotiomycetes; Eurotiales; Aspergillaceae
Exons: 3
Coding region: 1-639 (212 amino acids)
Source: RefSeq, a predicted model, not a curated record
AUGAAGGAUCUCAUCUACGCUUACCUCGCUCUCUUCGCACUACCUGCUCUAGCCCAACAAGCAUCCGAGACAAUCACCCCGGCACCAUCUGCAACCCCCUCGACCGCGGGCAUCAUUUUGUCCCUCCAGCGGAGAAAUCAUCACCCCAUCGAGCUAUUCGGAAACGUCGGCGGCAUCUACCCGCUCCUCCCAAACACAACGACAUGCGAUGGAUGGUUGAUAAACACAAAAUGCGACAAGCUCGAUGUAGAUAUAUCCAGCGGAUCCACCAGUUACGUGUGGAAUCUCUCGAAACCGUUUGACGCCUUCAGGCUUCUAUAUGAAGAACUGCCAUUCCGGAUUGCUGUUUACGAGGAUAAUAUUUCGCGUGGGGGUUUGCCUAGUACUGAUGCGCCGUGGUAUCUGAGUGCGUCGUUUACUCUUGCGAGGGAGACAAGUACAACGACCACGGCCACUUCUACGUCCACCUCUACAGCAACAACUACUUCAACUUCAACAGAAGGACCUGGGGCAACCGAUGGCGCAGGUUCUGGGACGGACGAUAGUGCUACCCCGACUGGUGCUGCUGUGCUUCUUAGUCCUCAGAUAUGGAAUAUGAUGACUAUACUCAGCGCGUGGACCUUCUUGUUCAGUUGCUGA